Messenger RNA from Siniperca chuatsi (mandarin fish), 1555 nucleotides. It is a transcript of the gene nfatc2ip, whose product is annotated as nuclear factor of activated T cells 2 interacting protein. Gene Ontology annotation, molecular function: protein binding. The record is from RefSeq and is a predicted model, not a curated record. Lineage: Eukaryota; Metazoa; Chordata; Actinopteri; Centrarchiformes; Sinipercidae. The transcript has 9 exons. Gene Ontology annotation, biological process: positive regulation of transcription by RNA polymerase II; cytokine production. The coding region runs from base 210 to 1277 and encodes 355 amino acids.
UUAAAUUAAGUACCUCAAAAGUAGUAAAUGCAGCUAAAUAAGCUAACUUGUCAUUGUGGCCGUGAGUUGCUCCUUCAUUCGUGUAAUGAUGUAUUUGGUAUAUUUCCCAGAGUACCUGAACGCAACGCUAGACGCGGAAAAUCCGCCUGUGACUCAUUUAUUCCCCACAGUCCGUGAAGGCAUCAGUAGCGCGCGGAAAAGAAACAAUCAUGGCUGAAGCGGUGUCUGACAGUGAGCUGCAGGCUGUGAAGCCGCCACCAAAACGCAGACGCAUCCUCGACCCUUCGGCCAUCGUCCCGGUGCCCGUUUACUCCAACCAGGUAAGCAGCAGUCUGCAGAUGAAGCCAAUGGCAGCGAUGUUCACUGAAAAGGAAAACGCAGACGACGGAGCGGACGAGAGUUUGUGGUCGCGCUUUUCAUCUCGAGGACCGACGGCAGCCGUCGUCGUCACCCUCAGCGACUCUGAGGAGGACGAAGCGGAACAUGUGGAGAACAAACCAGAACACCUGGAGAAGAAAACGGAACCAGAAGACAUUCGCAGCCCGUCUCCUCCUCCAGAGAGUCCGGUCCAGAAGCAGUCCAGACAGGUCACAAAGAAGAUCAGUGAGAUCGACAGAAAGCUCCGGGCGGUGAACUCCCUCCUGUCUCCCGAACCUCAGGGCAGGAGGUUCAGACACCGCCUGGGUCUCCCGUCUCUAGACGACGACGUCAUCGUCAUGAGCCCCAACGAUGGUGAUGUCAUCGUCAUGAGCCCUAACUCUGGACUUCAGGAUUCCCCGUACAGCUCUUCGGUCCGGGAGAUCCCCCUCAAGAUCCGGUGCCGAACAGACGUCCACAAGAUCCCGGUGCUGUCGUCGACGCCUUUGAGUGACGUGGUGACCCAGCUGUCCGCCAUCCUUAACGUUCCUCCUCCUCGCCUCCUGCUGUUGAGGGAGGAGGUGGAGCUUCCAACAGACUCGACCGUCGGCGAGCUCGGCCUCGGCAUCGCAGACAUUAUCGAGUGUGUCGUCAUGGCAGCGGAGGACAAAGGUCACCCUGACGACAGCAGCAGCAUCAUCACUGUGAGGCUGCAGAGCAAAGACAGAGACGCGUCACAGGAGUUCUCUCUGCGCAGAGACGCACCGCUGGGCUCCAUCUUCUCCCAGUAUCUGUCCAAGAUGUCCGGCAGCGCCCAGAGACAGGUCCGCUUCCACUUCGACGGCUCCAAAGUGACACACGGCCAGACGCCGGCUCAGCUCGACAUGGAGGACGGAGACAUCGUCGAAGUUUGGAUUUAAGCCUUUAGCUUCGUUACAUACCUUCUAUUACAUGUACAAAAUGUAAAGUCACUGGUUUGGUAGUUCACUCACUUUAUUUGUAAAAGUCACUUUAUUUGUAAAUGUUGACAAAAACAACAGUAGAAGUAUACAGCCCUUAAAUCGUUGCACAAUUGUAAACUUUUUAAAAUGUUUUUGUGACUGUACAAUAGCUCCUACUCGUGACUUUGUUUUACGUUCUUUUUUUAUUGUUAUUGAAAAUAAUAAUAAAAGGAGCAGAAGUUGCUCUCUGUAAGAAA